GCGCACUGCUUGUGGCCGCCUGACAACGCUAUGAAUAGGAUAUUCCAUGACUACUUGGAUAAGUUUGUCGUCGUGUACCUCGAUGACAUACUUAUUUUUAGUAAGACUGUCGAGGAACACGUAGCACACUUAGACAAAGUUCUCAGUCUCCUGCGACAGCACAAGUUCAAGAUCAACGGUGAAAAGUGCGAGUUUGGCCGCACCCGUAUCUUGUACUUGGGUCAUGAGAUCUCCGCGGAAGGGUUGAAGCCCGAUGACGCGAAGGUGGCCAGCAUUCGUGAUUGGCCACGUCCUCAGUCCGUGAGUGAGAUGAGAUCUUUCGUAGGAAUGACAGGCUACUAUAGGACUUUCGUUAAGAAUUACAGCAUAGUGGCCGCUCCUUUGACUGAUCUGACCCGCCUUGACACCCCUUGGGAGUGGACAGAUGAGUGCGAGGCUGCUUUCAGACAUCUGAAGCAUGCAUUGACGCACUAUGAAGUCUUGAAGCUACCCGAUCCUGAUAAGCCAUUUAUAGUAACCACGAAUGCUAGCCAAUAUGGCAUUGGCGUCGUGCUUGCGCAGCAGGAGGGGCCAAAGUUGAGGCCAGUAGAGUACAUGUCCAAGAAAAUGCCGUCUCAGAAGUUGGCUAAGUCCACUUAUGAGAAGGANCUUGCGCAGCAGGAGGGGCCAAAGUUGAGGCCAGUAGAGUACAUGUCCAAGAAAAUGCCGUCUCAGAAGUUGGCUAAGUCCACUUAUGAGAAGGAGCUCUAUGCGGUGUACAAGGCUCUCACCCAUUGGAGACACUACCUCCCUGGGCGGUUCUUCAUCCUCCGGACUGAUCAUCAGACCCUGAGAUGGAUGAGAACACAGCCAGUACUCUCUGACGCUCUCAAGCGUUGGAUCGAAGUCAUUGAGCAAUAUGACUUUGACCCUCAAUAUCUUAAAGGAGAGUACAACAAGGUUGCUGAUGCCUUGUCGCGCAGACCGGACUUCUCAGGUGCGCUGAUUACUGAGUUCGAUCUGACGGACAAUGCUACUCAGUCUUUGGUGGAAGCCUAUCAUCAGGACCAGUUUAUGUCUGAGAUCAUCCGCAGACUUGAGGCGAAGGAUAAAAAGACCUCCGCCGAGUUUGAGUUGGUCAAUGGAUUGCUGUUCCUAGAGAAGGCAGGGAAUAAACGCUUGUGCGUUCCAAGUAGCGAGUCUUUGCGUAGUUUGUUUUUAGGUGAGUGUCAUGAUGCCACCGGCCAUUUUGGGUACAAGAAGACCGCAGCCAACUUGCUGCAGCGGUUCUGGUGGCCAACGAUGAUGAAAGAUGCACAGUUGUACGUGGAAACUUGUCAAGUAUGCCAGAGAAACAAGCCCCGGACUCAAGCGCCUCUUGGGCUGCUCAAGCCCCUUCCGAUUCCGGAAAGGCCAGGUGAAAGUUUAUCCAUGGACUUCAUGGAUACGCUGGUCACCAGCAAGAGUGGGAUGAGACAGRUCUUUGUCAUCGUGGAUAGGUUUAUGGUAGAGGAGUUCCCCAUCACUGUGCAAUGGUGGCCAUAUGAACCCCUAGAGUUAGCGGAGGGAGAACUAGUGGAGUUCACACUUCCCUCUCGUCCGAUCCACAGGGACGACAACAGUUUUGGAUGGCGGUCGAUACUUUAUAGAUCGGGCGUAUGGUCGUGGAUCUAUCGGGAGUUGAAUGGAAUGAGAGACAAUAGGAGUAGGCUUCUUCCACAAGCCGGCUGGGGUGAAGUGAAGGCUUUCUUGUACUUUAGUGUUGAAGCCGCGAAGGAGGCUGCACUAUUUCUUGUCAUCAGGGGAUCGUGCGCAGUCAUAAACUGGGCCAAGCGAUAUCUCCGAGAAGAGACAGAGUCUUUUCAGUGGGACGAGGAGGAGGAUACUACAUACAAAGCCAGCCUCUACGAACUCUUCAAGUUGGAAGACGUUAGAUACGCAAUCCGGGAUCUGGAGAUGAUGACCCAUGGUGAGGACGAGAGUGUCCAAGCGUUUGGGAAACGAUUCCCGAAGAUAUCUGAUGCCCUAAUUGCAAAAGGGAAGUUGUCGGAGGUCGAGCGUUAUGACGUACAAAUGGCUCCAAAAUCAGAAGUCCCUACGGUGGUAGUGUCAGGCGUGAGCACGAAAGCUGAGCACGCAGCGACGGUAUACCUGGAUGGAAUGGAGGGCGUGCCUCUUGACAAGUUUCAUAUUUUAGGAGGCGAGACAAUUGAGACUAUUCUCAACGACGAGAUAGUUCUCCAAGGGGUGAUUGAUAAUGGCAGUGAAGUUGCCAUCAUAGACGAGGAACUCACCGUACGACUGGGACUAAAUCUGGAUAGGUCUUUCCUAUUUGAGACAGAAAUGGAUGGCGAAAGGAAGCAGAAGAUCUUUGGAGUAUGUCACAAGGCAACUAUCGAGGUUGAAGGGUUGUGCACGCUGAUGCCUGUCUUCAUGGUCAAGGACUGCAGCUCCGAGCUACUACUCAGACGGACGUGGCAAAGCUAUGUUCAUGCAGUUACAAUAGAACGACCAGAUGGGAGCCAGAUGCUCUCUAUCAAGCGUCCUGACGGUGGGAGGAUUAUGAUAGAGAUUGUUGAGCCUCCAGAUCUGAGGAACAGAGCCGCUCUAGCGGCUGGGGCACGCAAGUCGCCUUCUUUCACUAGCCGCACGCCGAGGUUUCGAUGGAAGUACGCGCAAAAGGAGAAAGAGGAGGUGAUCACGUUUUUAAAGGAGAAGAUGGCUUUUCAUGUAGCUGAGCCAUCAGAUAGCGCUUAUGCAAAUAGAUGGUUCUUUCUGCGGAAACCGAACAGGAAGAUCCGAUGGAUACAGGAUCUCCGAAAGGUGAAUGGUGUCACCAUCCGCGAUAUCGGAUCUAUUCCCCACGCGGAUGUGUUAGCAGAAGGAGUUGCAGGUAGAUCGAUUUAUUCUGUCUGUGAUCUAUUUUCUGGUUAUGACGAGAUACCGCUAGAUCCGAGAGACAGACACCUCACCGCCAUGCAUAUGCCACUGGGAUUAGUCCAGAUGAUGGUGAUACCUAUGGGUUGGACUAACUGGGUCGUGGUAUUCCAAAGAGUUAUGGUAGCGGUUCUGAAAGACUUUAUUCCAGACAAGGUGGGAGUCUUUCUAGAUGAUUUCUCGAUAAAAGGGUCGGUCAAGAAAAAUGAGAUGGAGGUUGCUCCUGGCGUCAGGAGGUUUGUAGAGCAACACUUCACAGACAUUUAUGCGGUCCUAGAGCCUACGGGAUCAGGAAUGCCUUUACGUGUAGUUUGUGAUCCUAAGGAGAAAAGGUCUAUAGUGGUUGAGCUCCAUGACGACGUAGUUGGUGGACAUAGAGGGGUGAAGGGCACGUAUGAGAAGGUGUCCAGGUUAUACUCGUGGGAAGCUCCGUUGAUGGACGCCGGAAUAGAGGUUGUUGACCUUCACGACUACGUUGCGAAGAUCGACCGCGAGUUCAAGACACAGCGGUACGAUGACAUCGACGCGCCAUUGUUAUACAUACGAAUUCAAAUCGGAGAGGCGACCUGCAGCACUUUGAUCGAUUGCGGAGCUACUCGCAAUUAUAUCAGCCAAGACUUUAUGGUACGCGUUGGCCUUGGACCACGCGUUCGGAGGAAGUCGCAGCCUACGCAAGUCAGGAAGUUGCAGCCUACGCAAGUCACGUUGGCCGACGAUCGAACGCACAAGUCAAUCGACCGGUGCAUUGAUUUUGUCCUCGUGUACUUCGCCCCGCAUGCAAGCGAGAUCGUGUCCUUUGACAUUUUGGACACUCAAUUCGACAUGAUCUUGGGCAUCAUUCGAGCAUCCAUCACCAGGGAUGACAUCGAGGAGAUGGGGGGGUGUUUUCUCCACGCCCUCCCGCCCCAUGACAUUCCAUCGAUAGACUCAUCACCGGAUCCAUGCAUCACCGAGCUUCUCGAUACCUACGGCGACGUGUUUGAAGCCCCGCAUCGAGUAGUACUGGAUCGACCCAUCCGCCAUGAGAUCAUCCUCGAGGUCGAGGCCGUACCUCCUCGUGGUUGCAUCUACCGCAUGAGCGAGGAAGAGUUAAGUGUGCUACGGGCACAACUCGACGACCUUCUCGAGAAAGGCUGGAUUCGGCCUAGCUCUUCGCCAUACGGUGCUCCCGUUUCUGUCCGGAAGAAGAAUAAGGAUUUGCGGUUGUACAUCGAUUAUCGCAAGCUCAACGCGCAAAGCGUCAAGAACGCCGGCCCUCUUUCUCGCAUCGACGACCUCCUCGAACGGCUGCCCCGCGCCAAUUUCUUCUCCAAGCUUGACCUCAAAUUGGGAUAUCACCAACUCGAGAUCUGUCAGGAGGACCGCUGCAAGACCGCGUUUAAGGCGCGAUAUGGGCAUUUCGAAUGGCUGGUUAUGUCUUUUGGCCUUACGAAUGCCCCGACCACAUUCCAAGCGGCUAUGACAACGGAGUUCCGACACAUGCUGGAUAGAUUCGUACUCAUCUACCUUGACGACAUUUUGGUGUACAUCCAGAGUUUGGACGAGCAUGUGGAGCACCUGUGCACAGUUUUGGAGCAGCUACGACAAGCCAAGUACAAAGCCAACCGCGACAAAUGCAAAUUCGCGCGGCAAGAGCUAGUGUACUUGGGACAUUAUGUGACGCCGCAAGGCAUCCGUCCACUUGCGGACAAGAUCGAGGCCAUCCACGUAUGGCCCGAGCCCACCAACAGCACGAACCUUCGCUCAUUCAUGGGGUUGGCGAGCUACUAUCAACGCUUCAUCACCGGGUACUCAAGGAUUGCCGCACCUAUGACGAGAUUACAAUCGCCAAAGGUGGCAUUCGUAUUCCAUGACGACGCACACCGGUCAUUCCAAGCACUCAAGACGACCAUGCUCAUGGCACCCGUCCCUAGCAUCUAUGACCCCACCCUGCCAACGAGAGUGACAACAUACGCUUCCGGCUAUGGCAUUGGGGCAGUCUUGGAACAACACGACAGCGACGACUGGCACCCCGUCGAGAAUUUCAGCCACAAAGUGCCUCCCUUCAAUUCACUUGAUGAUGCAAGGAAGAAGGAGCUGCUCGCGUUCCUGAUGGCUCUUAAGCGAUGACGACACUUCCUCCUUGUGCGUCGUAGGUUCACAUGGGUCACGAACAACAACCCCUUAACCUACUACGAGACGCAGGAUAUGGUGAGCAGCACGAUCAGACGAUGGAUGUGCUUCAUCGACCAAUUUGACUUCUCGCCGGCCUCUCCAAUCG
This is a messenger RNA of Chara braunii, 5176 nucleotides long. The record is from the annotation of a GenBank genome assembly. Lineage: Eukaryota; Viridiplantae; Streptophyta; Charophyceae; Charales; Characeae.